Molecule: messenger RNA, 2850 nt
Organism: Plasmodium gonderi
Lineage: Eukaryota; Apicomplexa; Aconoidasida; Haemosporida; Plasmodiidae
Product: conserved Plasmodium protein, unknown function
Exons: 2
Coding region: 1-2850 (949 amino acids)
Biological process (GO): ribosomal small subunit biogenesis
Cellular component (GO): nucleolus
Molecular function (GO): RNA binding
Source: RefSeq, a predicted model, not a curated record
AUGCGGCUAUAUAUGAAAAGAGGCAUAAUCUUAAAUAGAAGGGAACUGAGAAAAUUAGCAAGAAAAAAAAAGAAAAAAAAUAAGCUCCUUUUUUCAAAAAAAAAAAGUUCCAGAAAAAAUAUUGCCCAGGAUAUCACACAUGACAUUGAAUCAAAAAGAAAAACAACAAAAAAGGAAAAGGAAACUAAGAGGAAAAAAGAAGAAUACAACGAUAAGGAUAAUUUAAGUGAGCCACCUAAAAAACAAAUAAAAACGUCUCGUAGCAAAAUUAAGUAUGAUAUAGCAGCUGAACAAGAAAAAGAUAAUCUUUUGUUAUCGUACUUAUCGAAAAAAUUAAAAAUUAACAAUGUUGGAGAUGGGAAAAAUAACAAUGAGGAAAAACUUCUUAAAGAAUUGGAAAAAGAUGGAUUUGACUCGAAUUUACUAAAAUUGACAAAUAUAAUAUUUAGUGAAUUCCAGAAAAGCUAUAAAGAUGAACGUAAAAGAAGUAAAGCAGAUAAAGAACAUGGUGAUGAUAGAAAAAGAUAUUCACAGGAGGAUGAAGACAAGCAGAGUUUAAGCGCAAGUGAAAGAAAUUCGGGAGAUGACCAAGUCACUAAGAUAAAGUCAAAAAGUGAGAUGAAAGAAAAUAAGAAAGAAAAAGAAAAGAACAAGGAGCAGAAACAGAAGAAGAAAACAAAGGCAAAAAAUGAAAAGCAAAUUAAGGAAAAAAAUGAAAAGAAAAUUAAGCCAAAAAAUGAAAAGCAAAUUAAGCCAAAAAAUGAAAAGCAAAUUAAGGUAAAAAAGGCAAAGCAUAAUAAUACAGAGGAAGACAUGGAAGGGGGUGAGAGAAAAAUCCCCCCCCAAGGAACAUCCGGAGAAAGGAAAAAAAUUAUGAAGGCGGAAAAAAAGAUAAAGAAAGUUAACUACCCUGAAGAAUCAAAAAAAAUAGAAAAAUUUCUCAUGGUUUCUCUAAAUAAGACAUCUGAAUUUAAUAUAAAAUGUAUUGUUCAUGAUAUAUGUAAAUAUUUUCAUGAUUUAAAAGAUCUUAAGCUGAAAGUUAUUUUUAAUGAUAUCCUUAUAAAAAUAAUAUCCAAUCAUUUUAACAAUGUAAAUGUUACAGACAUUCACAUAUGCAUCUGCGCAGUAUUAAUAUGUAUAUUCAACAGUUUGAUAUAUCAGAAUAUGCUAAAAGAUUUUUUAAAAGCAUUAACGGAAAUUUUUAAAUAUCUCUACCAAGAAAAUCUCGAUUUGUUAAAAAAAAUGGAAAGGAUUAAUGAACUGAACAGUAACCCAACAUUCAAAUAUACAGUUAAUAACAUCAACAAUGAAAAGGAUACUGAAAAUGGAAAACUUGCAGUAUUAGAAAAAUCAAACGAAACAGACCAACAUUGUUCUAGUGCACACGCAUAUUUGAAUAAUUCUAAAGGGAAUGAUGAUGAGAUAAACUAUGCAGUUAGUCAAAAGGAACAGGAUCUAUAUCAAGAUUUUAAAAUUAUUCUGAGAAACUUGUUGAAAUGUUUCAGUCUAUUUUAUGCACUAAAUUACGUAGAUUUCGAUUGUAUAACUGAUAUAAUUAAUGUGCUAUGUGAAAACAUAAGCAUUAACAGUGUGGACAAUAUAAUUAUUAUUUUGAAGAUAUGUGGAAUGAAGCUAAAAAGUGAGGAUGUUACUCAUUUGAAGUAUAUUUCGGAAUAUUUAAAAAAACAAAUUGACAAUUAUAUUAUGAAUAAUCACAUUUGUGUAGAAAGAAGCAAACUACGAUUUUUGAUUAAAGAUAUAGAUGAUUUAGAAAAUGGGAAAAUGAAAUUCCACUUUUUGAAUAAAUUUGAAUUUCUUUUCAGCAUUUUAAAAGAAUUUGAGAAUAAAUACAACUUUAAAGGGAACAUGAUAUCAUUCUCUUUUUUAAAAACGUUAAAAAGCGUCGAAUUUACAAGUAUACAAGGUGGAAAAGGAUCUAAAAAGAGAAAAAGUACAACGAACAUAAAAAAGGAAAAAAGCAAUAUGGAUAAAACUGGUGCAAAAAUAGAAAAUGCUACUAGCACAGGUGAUAGAAACAAUAACAUGCUCAGUGAAGAAGAAACGAACGUUAUAGAAAACAAAUUUUGUAAACUGAACUAUUUAACGAGUGGGGAAGAAGCAUACUUCAAUGAAUCACAUUUUAAUAGAAUCUUAAAACAAUAUAAAAUUCAGGGAAUUUUACCAAAAAAAAUUUUCAUAAUUAUGAAAAAUAGUCUGAAUGUUGAUGAAUGUGUGAAUAAUUUAUCUUUAAUUUUAAAAAAAAAGAAAAAUAUACCUCAUGUCAUACAAACAGUUAUUCAAACACUUCUCUAUAACAAAAAAUAUAAAGUUGCUUAUGCCAAAAUAUUAAGCAAUAUAUCAAAUAUUAAAAAUAGGAUAUUUCUUUUCAGCUUAAAAACUAUUUUUAUAAAUUACUUGAAGAAUAUAGAUAAUUAUAAUUUAAAAAAAGUUCUUUUCUUAAGUAAGUUAUUUGUGUUUUUGCUUAAGGAAAAGUUACUGAAUUUUCAAAUUUUUAAAUUUAUCGAAAUAGGACAAGAAGGGGAAACAGAAAAAAAACAGGAAAAUUCAAAUAUUUCUUUUUUUUUUAAAACUGUUUUUAUUUUAAUUUCAUUGCAUGAUAAGUCGGGAGAUUUGUCGACAAAUAGUGAAUUGUGGAGCCAUAUAAUGCAAAUCACACGAGGUGCUCAUUUGGGCAGUUCCUUUGUACACAUCUUUAAAAAAAUUAUAAAGAAGUAUAUAUUUUAUGAGGUAAAGAACAUAGUUCGUAUAUACCCUAAUUUUAAGAUAAAAUAUGCUGAGAUGUUUUAUGCCUUUCUGGAAAAGCAAAAAAGCCUAGGGAACUCUCCCUAG